GCGCUCUCUCUGUUUACCGCGCGGUACUGUGGCCGGCGAGCGCCUCGCACUCACGUGUGUAUCGCGAAAUCGAGUUUUCCGGCGGCUGCCGACCUGCAUUAGCAGCCUAUGGUGUUUUCCAAAAGUUUAUUGGUGCUAAUUCGUGCCGGGCGUUAAGAUAACAUUGCAGGGUCCGUCGGAUAGAUCGAGCGUGCCUAUUUCGGUCCUGCUCAUAAAAAUUAUAGGUGUUUUCGGCGGAUGCGAUGAAUAAAUUUUGCAAAUCGAGUCUGUGUGUCGAAAAGGUUCGUGAGAGCUAUGUUUUGAUCGGUCGGCGUGUUGUGGCUGUGCCGGGCGGUGCGGAUGCGUUUCGGCUCGCGUUCCUGCUGCCGGUAUCAGUGAAAUUGCGACAGUGUUGCCAAUUCUCGAAUCUGAGGGUACUAGAUCUCGGAGACGGAAUCGGAACUGUUAACAAGGACUUGAUCCAGAUGCUUCACGCUGUGCCUGGCACAUGUUAAGAUAGCGUAACAUUGUUACCAACGUUACCUCCCUGUGAAGACUUCUAAUCGGAAGACUUAAGUGCCAUCGGGAACCAGUUUACCACAAUAGUGAUAUUUAGCAUUAGGACAUAGUGAUAGUGCGUAAUCGUGAUAUAGACUUAGUGAUAAUUCGUUGACCGAUAGUUUUAGUGUGAAACGUAACCAAAAAGAAGCGAAACUGGCUCCUUACAAGGAUAUAAUGAAUUCGUCGAGCAUAAGCUCAGCUGUGCCGACGAUUAAAUGUGAGGACACUUCCCCGUCGCCGACGGCUGCGGUGGGUACGGACGGGGAGUCGGGGGCGUAUCUAAGUGUGAACGUAAACCUCAGCGCUGCCAUGAUGAACCUUCUCGCGGCAGAGGGCGCCGGCAACACCACGCUACGGACACCAGAGAUUGUUAACGAUGUCAUCACCAUGACAAAUCCUCUAGAUCAAUACAGCUACGAUAAAAAUUCAAGUUUCAAGAAUGCGAUCUGUCAAGACUCCAAUUCUUCAAUGUCUAACAGCUCCUCUGCUACUUCACCAGCAUCAGGCACUCCGCCCAGCAUACAAAAGACGUGUUCGGAAUUAAUAAAGGCUGGUUUAAAGUUAUCCAUAGAGUCAAAGAGGAAGAUGUCAGGCAGCGACACAGAUGGAGGAUUCAAGCGGCUUAAGAAAGAGGAAAGCGAUGAUGACUAUGAUAGCAGUCAUACGCAAGCACCUAAAAACGAGUUAACGCCUGAAGACGAAGAGCGUAGACGACGCAGAAGAGAAAGAAAUAAAAUAGCAGCUACGAAGUGCAGGAUGAAGAAACGCGAAAGGACUGUCAAUUUGGUGAAUGAAAGUGAAGUUCUUGAAACACAAAAUAUAGACCUGAAGGCGCAACUUAAGGAUCUCGAAGUCCAGAAACGGCAGCUGAUUGACAUGUUAUCGCUGCACGCGGCUUCUUGCGUCAAGAACAACGCCAACGCGAGGACGUCGCCUUCAACGCCCUACAACAUGAUUCGAACUUUCGAUUCGCCGACAACAUUCCCCGUCUCCUUCGACACCCACUCACCGUACAUACGACCAGAGUCAGCGAACAUACUCGCUUCGAGCUACACGUGUGCCACUCCCAUCAACGGAGACUCCAUAGACACCAUAUCGUCACUCGAAACGUCGUACUUGACACCGCAAGCUAUAGACGUCGAGUACAACAGUCCGGACAGCGUCCUCAGUCUUCCUCCAAACUCCGACGCAAGUUAUAUCACUACUGACGGUUACUUGCCGAAAACGACCACGAUCUUAGGUCCGAUGGAGCCCGAGGCGGAAUAUUACGAAUCUGAGUUAACCUAUGUGACUCCGCAACAAUGUCACAGUUACCCGAGCAACAUUCAAGACAGCCAAUCAAAACUCAGUAACAGUCUAAACGACGGCUGUCUCGUUUAGUGGCGAGCGAUAUUACAAUGUGGGGUCCAAAAUUACUUUCACACGUAUACGUAUAGUUAAGACCUUGGAAUAAAAGAAUGUUUCAUCCCUUAUUAAAUCGCAUUCGUUUGAAUUUUGAUUCGUUAUUAAAUCUAGUUAUAUUUUUGAUGUAUUAAAAGCACAUCUUUCUUGAUUUGUCACGCCAGUCGUCGGAAAGGUAUUAUUUCGAAACGAAAUCGUAUGUCUACUGUGUAGAACAACAACGUAGAUUAGUAGGGAGCUUGUAACUUAACAGUUACGUGCUGUAUUAACAACCGGAUAUAUCUGAUAUUUGCCGCAAUGCGGUGUUUGCGAUGUCACAUCAUACGUUUAAUUUAUUGUUUUAAUUUUUCAAGUGUUGUGAAAUAAUAAAAAAUCACCAUUACCGUAACAUUCAAUAGGACUGUUUAACAGUCGGUAGGUAGGUAUAUUUUAUUUUUACUAUAGAUUAACUAAUAUUAUCGCAUUCGUUAUUUUGUAAGUUCUAUAAUUUUGCUUUGAUCUGUACAAAAUAUUUAUCUAAUUCUUAGAUCUGAUUAAUUUAAUGGCGGUGCAAUUGUUGGAAAGAUUUGUUGUAAAUAUAAUAUCCCUACAAUAGCUACCUAUGUCUAGUCGCCAAUAAUGACGCCAAAUUAAAAAUACAUGCAUCACAUAAUAAUAUAUGUAUCUGUGUAUCUUUCAGUACAAUUUAACUAAAGAUACCUCCUGUUGAAGUUCCGUAUAUUUUAUUUUACAUAGAAAUAUAUUCACAGAUUAUAUCGGGAUACUGAUAUUCCAUUAUACGUUGUUCGCGUAAGAUUAGGUGUAAGACGCUUUAACUCAGAAUAAGUGGUGAUAAUAUUAACUUGUUAUCGAUAAAUUACUUAAGUUUAGAUUUAUUGCGUAUUCAGCUUACAUUACUAAUAAUUAUUAUAUAAUAAUAUAUUGCAUAAACACGCAGUGUUGAAUGAAGGACAUCAAUAAAAGUGCCUGUUUCAAUUAUAUUCAUAAAAUCGAUUUUGAUUAGGAUGCUGACGUAAAGAAAGGUAGCAAUUUCAUGUGCAAUAUUAAAAGGCAACUUAUAAGAACCGUUUUAAUAUUAGAAUGAUUAAUUCGAAAGUCCGAUAUUCUUGAUUUAUGUAUCUAAAGCAGUACAAAUAUAGCGCACAGAAUAAGUCAGCAAAGAUUUUAAAGAAGCCAGACUUACGGAAAAGCAGUGCCUUUUACAACCAGUGAAACUAGUCUCUCGGCUGCCAACGUAUAACGGCAUUAAAGCAGCCAGUCGCGCAAGCAUUUAUUUUUUUAUUGUUAUUGUGAUAAAUAAAAAUAUCAUUCGUUCAAAAAUUAUAAUAAAGAUUUAAUUUGUUUUAUAGUAGUUGCAAAUCGUGAGUGGAAAUAAGUGAUUAUUUUCGGUGUAAGAACCGCGACCAAACGUCUAAAGUAAAUAUGACAAACCUGUGUAAUAUAGCAACAGCUAAAUAUAUCGUAGUUGUCACGCUUGGAGCGCAGGUGUAGAUCGUAGCUUUACAAACUAUGUAGCGUGUGUGUUCGAUUCUAAGAUAUUAUAAAAGAAUCGCCGAUCAUUUUCCGUUUUGAAUAGAAAAGUUUAACAGUUGGUGGUUUUUUUUUAAUUAAAAACAUUUUAUGAUAGUUUGUCAACUUGAUUAUAUUUCUGUUAUAGUAUGUAAAUGACUACUUUCUAAUAAAUGGUUGUUGUAUAUCGAUGGAAUAUUUAAACCGCGGCUAAUUAUGAACUUAUAUAUCCUCGUAGUAAUCUUAUGCCUAAGAUUAACUUUGUAGGGUUUAUUGAAUUCGUAGUGUUUUUUUUAAUUCUACUCCAAUUUUCGAAUAAAAUAGUUAACAAAGAGCACUUGGCAUCGCUUGUUGUACAUUCUAUCUCUGUCGAAGUCGAAAUUUAGAUGAUUUCUUACUUCUGCGCAUACAUUUUGGGAGAUAUAUUGAUCAACACUAUGAUUUUUCUUCGUUAUAAAUUCCAACAUGAAGUUUAUUUCCAUCCUCAAGUGCCUAUAUCCGCGUUGAAUACAAAAUAAAUGAGAAUUAAAGUUGAAAAAAGAAAUUGUAUACAUUUAAGAUAUAUCUACUUUACAUAUAAUGAUAUUAAGUAUUUUGAUAUUUUGGUAUUUAAUAAAAAUAAGAAUAUGUAUUUCAUGGUGGUUAGAAUACCUUUAUAAUAAUAAAUAUUCAAGUUUUAACUGUUCAUUUACUUUUAUAUAUUUACAAUUAAAAAUUUUAUGUAUAAUAAAAAUAUAUUUUUAAAUGGUUAUUAGACUUAAACAGAUACUUUGUAAUAUUGAUAAAAAAUCACAUUUUAAUGAUAUUUUCUUGAUCACUUUCAAUGUAUUUUUAAACUACUUAAAUUCAACUUCUGUAAUUACAAUAUGUAUUUUAAGAUAAGUACGCCUCACAUCUAUGUAAUGCCUUUUAAUAACUCUAUGAAUGAUUGCAGGAUGUAUUACAGUUAAUGGAAGUUGUUAUUGUGAAAUUUUAUCAGAUACUUAUUUAAGUGUUAAACAUCACUUGUACCUGCUUCUUGAAUAUAAAUAUUUUGACAAUCGAAGCAAAAUUACUGUGCUUAUCUACUGAAAAUAAAUCAUAUAUUGAACUA
This is a messenger RNA of Nymphalis io (European peacock), 4543 nucleotides long. RefSeq names its product activating transcription factor 3 (gene Atf3). Gene Ontology annotation, biological process: regulation of transcription by RNA polymerase II. The transcript has 6 exons. Gene Ontology annotation, molecular function: RNA polymerase II cis-regulatory region sequence-specific DNA binding; DNA-binding transcription factor activity, RNA polymerase II-specific. NCBI's taxonomy places the organism in Eukaryota, Metazoa, Arthropoda, Insecta, Lepidoptera, Nymphalidae. The record is from RefSeq and is a predicted model, not a curated record. Bases 715 to 1920 code for a protein of 401 amino acids. Gene Ontology annotation, cellular component: nucleus.